CAAAUGAGAGAGCGAGCAAGACAGCGAGAGCAAGAGAGAGAGAGAGAGAGAGGGAGUGUGGAAUGCUGUGAUGUCAUCAGUGUAGCCGCAUACAAAGACAUGAGGACUGGUUUUCAGGGCACUCUCAGUCUGCUGGAACUAUCAGCUCCCGUCCUGCCGCAAAACACACACGUCUACGACCCAGCAUUCCCAGCUGACGUCUGUCUGGUGACGGGGUGCGGAGAGGGUGUGAAACAUGGCCGCCGCACUGACGGUCCUAUAGAGGGAGCCGUUGUCCGACUCUCCCUCUCGCCCUCGUCCCAAAACAACACGUUGUUCUUUUAAGCGGGAGAAAAGGAGGGGGAUUCCCUCUCCCCUCCACUCGCAGCGGCCCGAAAAUGUUGCAGCAGAUUCUGAAGGACAUGUACAUCGACCCGGACGUCCUGGAGGCGCUGAACGAGGAGCAGAAGCAGACCCUCUUCCUGAAGAUGAGGCAGGAGCAGGUGCGGCGCUGGACGGAGCGCGAGGAGAAGCUGGAGAGGGAGGGAAGCGCCGCGCUCAAAUCCAAGCAGACGAAAGCCAGCAAGAAGAGAGUCAGCUGGCUCCUGGGACGCGACGGGGACGUACAUGUCCGUGUGAUCGGAGAAACGGAUGAAGUCAGGUCCGCAAAAUUAAUCUACUCUGAGCUGAGCCAGACGAAGGGGUCCGGCCUGCAGGGAGACUCACGGAACCAAAGCAACGCCACAAAGAGCAGCCUGGUCACCAGAGCGUGCCCGGAGCCCGAGACCGUACCGUCCCAAACACCGCCAGGGAUACAGCUACAGUUUAAGGGCGUCCAACCGGCCUCCGACUUGACGCAGCAUCCUCCGCACUCUCAGAACUCAGCAGACUUGAAGUCAGGGACUCAUUCACCCCCUCUGCAGGACCCGGAGGAGGAAGACGAUGACGAUGAAGACGACUCUGUCAGCCUGUCGGCGCUGCUCUACCGAUCACACCUCAGGCGGGACAACACGGCGUCAAUCUCGGACAGGCUCCGCUCACAGCGCGCUGACCCGCCGUCCAGCGCAGACAGACUCCGCCUCCAGGAAGCCCUACAGCCAAGCAAAGUGGGUAAAGACAUCCAGCCUGUGGCAGCCAGACAGCGAGAGGAGACUGAAGGGGCGGGGCCUAACUGGGCGGGGUCCGCUGAAGGCGAGGACCACGGCCUGGCCCGCGGCCGGGUGGCACAGCUCACGAAGGCCUUCGGCACGCCCGUCCCCAAGCACCUCACCCUGUCCCGCCCGAAACCAAAGCCGCCCCUCCCAAAGAAGCCCGCCCACCUGCUGUUCGCCUCCCCCGCCCCCAGAUAAUCCCACAAGCCCCAGGGGCAAAUCCAGAGAGACGCUGACCCCACCCGCGAC
Anguilla anguilla (European eel) is the source of this 1379-nucleotide messenger RNA. Its product is annotated as SH2 domain-containing protein 4A-like. Lineage: Eukaryota; Metazoa; Chordata; Actinopteri; Anguilliformes; Anguillidae. Gene Ontology annotation, cellular component: cytoplasm. The record is from RefSeq and is a predicted model, not a curated record. Bases 378 to 1328 code for a protein of 316 amino acids. The transcript is spliced from 8 exons.